GGCAGAGCGGCUCCGUGAGCUACUCUCCACUUUCCCAUAGAGAAACCCUGACUGGCCACUGAGGGCGAGCUACACACACGCCCUCAAGCCCGGCGAGCCCGCGAGGUCACUAUCGUAUGACAGAGUCUUUGCUGCAGUUCAUCUUCCUCCCUGUGUACUUUCCAUUUGCCUUCCCGGAAUCCUGCUGCAUCACAGAAGCUGGAAGUUCUGAUGUUCUAUUGAGCUCACAAUGGAAAGUCUUGACUUGACCGGCACCCUCAGGAAGAUCCCAAGCCUCUAGCAGUACCUGGUAUCAUCUCCAGCAUGUUUAUAGAUGUGGAGGAGUCACUGGGAUAUUGAGACAUACCAGAGGCGAUUUGUUCCACUGUAGUCUUAGUAAUGAAAGGCAGUAAUAGAAAUAAAGAUCAUUCAGCAGAAGGAGAAGGGGCUGGAAAAAGACCAAAAAGAAAGUGUCUUCAGUGGCAUCCAUUACUAGCAAAGAAACUUCUUGAUUUUUCAGAAGAAGAAGAAGAGGAAGACGAAGAGGAAGAUAUUGAUAAGGUUCAACUUCUUGGGACUGAUGGCCUAGAGCAAGAUGUUGGUGAGACUGAAGAUGAUGAAUCUCCAGAACAGCGAGCCCGGAGACCAAUGAAUGCAUUUCUCUUAUUUUGCAAACGCCAUCGCUCCCUUGUACGUCAGGAACACCCCAGGCUUGAUAACCGAGGUGCUACCAAGAUACUAGCUGAUUGGUGGGCUGUUCUGGAUCCUAAAGAAAAGCAGAAAUACACAGACAUGGCCAAGGAGUAUAAAGAUGCAUUUAUGAAAGCAAAUCCUGGCUACAAAUGGUGUCCUACCACAAACAAGCCUGUGAAAUCCCCAACACCCAAUGUCAAUCCACGAAAGAAACUGUGGGCCUUCCCAUCGGACUCUUCAAGAGACUUGCCAAGCCCCAAGAAAGCAAAAACUGAAGAAAUGCCUCAACUUAACUUUGGAAUGGCUGAUCCUACUCAAAUGGGAGGCCUGAGCAUGCUGCUUUUAGCUGGGGAACAUGCUCUCGGCACACCAGAGAUGUCCUCUGGCACUUGUAGGCCUGAUGUUUCCGAAUCUCCUGAAUUGCGUCAAAAGUCACCAUUAUUUCAGUUUGCUGAGAUAUCUUCAAGUACAUCCCACCCUGAUACUCCUUCAAAACAGUGUCAAGCAUCAGCCUUGUUUCAGUUUGCAGAGAUUUCUUCAAACACAUCGCAGUUGGAUGGUGCUGAGCCCGUAAAACGCUGUGGAAAGUCUGCACUCUUUCAACUGGCAGAGAUGUGCCUGGCAUCAGAAGGCGUGAAAAUGGAAGAAUCAAAGCUAAUAAAGACAAAAGAAUCAGAUGGUGGAAGAAUUAAAGAAUUGGAGAGAGGAAAGGAAGAAAGAGAAAUAAAAAUGGAGAAAACAGAUGAAGCCAGAUUACAUAGAGAAGUAGAGUUUGAAAAAUCAUUUAAGGAAAAUGUAAGAGAUUCUAAGGAAUUAAGAAAUUUUGAGGAGCUGCAAAUGGAUGAUAUAAUGGCUAUAAAAAUGGAAGAUCCCAAAGAAAUUAAAAGGGAAGAAUUAGAAGAAGAUCAAAAGUGUAGUCAUUUUCCUGAUUUUUCUUACUCUGCCAGUAGCAAGAUAAUAAUAAGUGAUGUUCCCAAUAGGAAGGAUCAUAUGUGCCAUCCUCAUGGGAUUAUGAUCAUCGAGGAUCCCACAGCAUUAAACAAACCAGAAAAGCUAAAAAAGAAAAAGAAGAAAAGUAAAAUGGAUCGACAUGGAAAUGAUAAAUCCACACCCAAGAAGACUUGCAAAAAGAGGCAGUCCUCUGAGUCUGACAUCGAGAGUGUCAUAUACACUAUUGAAGCAGUUGCAAAGGGAGACUGGGGCAUUGAGAAACUUGGAGAAACUCCUCGCAAGAAGGUCCGCACAUCCUCAAGUGGCAAGGGAAGCAUUUUGGAUGCCAAGCCACCAAAGAAAAAAGUGAAGUCAAGAGAGAAGAAAAUGUCAAAGGAGAAAUCUUCAGACACCACCAAAGAGUCAAGGCCUCCAGAUUUCAUUACUAUUCCUGCCAGCAAGAACAUUUCUGGUGAGGUGCCAGAGGGUAUAAAAGCAGAACCAUUGACCCCCACGGAGGAGGCAUUACCACCCAGCCUGUCAAGACAGGCCAAACCUGAGGACAGUGACUGUCACAGAAAAAUAGAGACUUGUGGUUCCCGGAAAUCCGAGAGGUCUUGCAAAGGUGCUCUUUAUAAAACCCUGGUGUCUGAGGGCAUGCUCACCUCUCUGCGAGCUAAUGUUGAUAGAGGGAAACGAAGCUCAGGAAAAGGAAAUUCCUCUGAUCACGAAGGGUGUUGGAAUGAAGAAAGCUGGGCAUUUAAUCAGAGUGGGACCACUGGAAGCAAGAAAUUCAAGAAGACAAAGUCAAAGGAAGACUCUUUCCUUGGCUCAGCAAAGCUGGAUGAAGAAUUUGAAAAGAAAUUCAACAGCCUCCCUCAAUAUAGUCCUGUUACAUUUGACCGGAAAUGUGUUUCUGUCCCAAGGAAAAAGAAGAAGACUGGGAACAUGUCCUCAGAACCGACUAAAACCAGCAAAGGUCCUUUCCAGUCUCAGAAAAAGAACUUAUUCCACAAAAUUGUCAGCAAAUAUAAGCACAAAAAGGAGAAGCCUAAUGUUCCGGAAAAAGGAAGUGGGGAUAAAUGGUCAAACAAGCAACUCUUCUUGGAUGCUAUUCACCCUACAGAAGCCAUAUUUUCAGAAGACAAAAACACCAUAGAGCCUGCUCAUAAGGUUAAAAAUGCCCUGUCAAUUCCCAACACUCCAGAGCCAACAACGCAGGAACCCUUGGUGGGCAGCCAAAAGAGAAAAGCAAGGAAAACCAAGAUCACACACCUUGUCAGGACAGCAGAUGGCCGGGUAUCACCAGCAGGAGGUACUUUGGAUGACAAACCAAAGGAGCGACUGCUGCGGAGUCUCCCCAAAGUAAUGGAGACUGGCUGCCAUGACGAGUGUCCGCACAAGUGCUCGGAGGCUGCAGACACGCGGAGCAGCACUCCAGAGAUGCCGGCCGUGUCUGCGUUCUUUAGCCUUGCUGCGCUGGCUGAGGUGGCUGCCAUGGAGAAUGUACACAGAGGUCAGAGAUCUACUCCGCUCACACAUGAUGGACAGCCAAAAGAAAUGCCACAGGCUCCUGUACUUAUUUCCUGCGCUGACCAGUGAAGCGCUGUGUCAUUGUAAAACGUUGUGCUUUACCUACUACCCUAGCCUUGUCUUUACCGAGGGAUGCUAGUGAGUCCAUGUGGUGGGAAAUACAGACUGCAAACAAGUGCUUGUUGCCCAACAUGGCCCAGAUUCACUUGAAGCAGAAGUUAGCAUCCUGGGCCAGUUUGUUCUUUCGGAACCCAGAUUCUUUGAGGGUGAUGUUAUCUGUCUGAUACUGAGCAGAAACAGAACGCUCCUGGAGCUUUGCUUUCUAUUGAAGGCUUUUGACGGUAAUAGGUGGUAACUUGGUAAAAGGCUGCCUUUACUGUAGCUCAUCCAGCAUCUCUUUUACCAACCAGAGAGAGUGAAACUAGUUUCGUAUAUUACCUAGUUAUUCUUUCAAAACAAAAACAAACAAAAAAACAAACAAAAAAAAACCUGACGCACUGCACUAGUUAUUAUUAGAUAUUCUUAGUCUUUUUUGUACAUGGAGAUUUAAGUUCUAAGAUGGUUUAUAUAAUAGGUUAUACCUACAUUUAUAUUGUAGAGUAAUAUUAAAAAGCCUGUUCCAGAGACUCCCAAGCAGCACGGGCAGGCAGGUGUACCAUUGUUAGCGGUGUGCUCGGCCUCGUGGUCCAUAUAUUCUGCACUUUUCUAUUUGCCACCAGAGUGGUAGUUUGCUGGCAAAAAAUAGAGAAAAAAAAAUUACAAUUCUUCCAAGCUGAAUUCUUUUCUUAGCCUUGGGUGACCAAGGAGAAUUUGCUUGGGGCAAAUUAUGGCAAAUAUUUUCCCAGACAGGGGAAGUGUCCUGCAGAUUACAGAUUACUGAUGUUUUCAUGCCUUGAGGAUUCUUUUAUUUUUACACAGGGGUCAAGUGACCAGUGGAUCGUUCAUACAAGCAAACAAACAAAAAUAAGAGAACUAUUAUUCAGAAGUGACCUUAGUAUUACUUCACUAUUCUGAACACAUUGAAGACACUCACUUCAUGUGGACUUUGAGCUGCAGAUCUUUUACAUCCACCCCAGACAGACUGGACGGGUAGCAAUUGCUAUGCACAGCCUAAUUGGCACUGCAAGUUUCUAGAGCCAUUUUGAGUUUGUGUUGUGAAAGGAGGUAGGGAGGAAAAUGAUGAUGGAGGUGUGCCUGACCAGAGUGGAACUCUUAGUCACAGAUCCACCUGCAAGUUUCUCUUUCCUUUUAGUGUUUUGUUGUUUUUGAACAUAAAACCAACCAUACAUAUGCCAGUGCCAAAUGGAUUAACUGGCUUAGAACAUUCAACAUAUUGACUUAACCACCUGAUGUUCACAGUGUCUUGUUUCCUAGCAACAGAUGCACAGUGAUAAAUCAAAAUUAGUCUGAGGCCACAGAUUUUACAGGGUAUUUGUUCCAUAGCACAAAGUAUUUCCCCACUCUUGCAUCACAGCACAAACUACCAAAUUUUAAUUAUUGGAUUCCAGCAAUAAUUUUUAUUGGUUUUCAAACUGGCUGAAUUUUUGAUAGCAUUAGUUGGAGUUUGAAGCUUUUGGACUAGAUCUCUAAAUGGUGACAGUUUACAAGGUUUUAUCUAGCUUUCUUAUUUAUACUUGACUGAAUUGUAAUGAUUUUUUUUCUAAUCAUAAUUUGACCUAAUAGCCAUACAAAAAAAAUGACUCUAUUAGUACUGACUAGGUUUAGCUUUUUGUGGUUGUAGAUAUUACUUCAGUUUCGGUGCUGAAAAAUAUGUACAACAUACUAACAGAAUUGAAAAAGAAAAUAGAGAUUUUUUUUUUUAAGCAGGUAAAGAGGGCAGCAGAGUGUUAGAAUGGUGUCCUCAAAAUGUAAACUAAUUGUUGGCAUGGAGGAAGAAGGAAUUAGUGAGCAGGGAUAAUCAGAGGGUAAAGCUUAGCCCCAUUCACAGAGAAAAUAAACCAGGUCAGCAGCCCCAGGUUUUAGCAUAACGUGCUUACUAUGAUGCUCUUUUAUUAGUGUUUUCUAAAUUUCAAAACACAAAAUGAAUGUUUGUAAGUGGCUGGGGCCCGAAGUUGGUGGCUGUUGGUGUUUUGGACCACUUGCAAGCAGUGAUUUAAAAAUUAUAAUUAGCUGAAAUCCCAAAAACGGACCCAACAUCAAAUAUCAUCUGGUGCGGCCCAUGCACCUGGGCAGUGGUACUGACUUGUCGUUCUCUAGGACGCGUUAGAAUAGAUCUAUUUUUGCCAGAGCACCCUCCUUCAGUCCUCCGAUUACAUUUCACUAGAGUUCCUUAAGAAAUUGCUGUAUAUUCAUGGGACCUUUUUUUUAAAAAGAAGCAAAACAAGAUUACUUUUUUCUAUGUGAUUAAUAUCUUACUUGAUCUGCUUUUCCUAAACCUCAGUGGCUUUUCCCUUAGUCAGGGGUAGGGGUGGGAGGGCAACCUACUGGAUAUGACUGUUUUCAAAUAAUUAAAAAAACCUUUUUGUAGAAAUGCUUAAUUUUUAAGCGGUUAGGCACUGAGAGUAGCAGAAAUCCUGCAAAGCUUUAUAGUCCUUUAGACACUCGCCUUGUCGUUUCUCUGAGUCAAGUCUUGAUUUCAAUAAUAGUGCUUUUCUCUUGCCCUGACUCCACUGGACGGGGUGUUGGUAUUUUCAGGUAACAUUUGUUAGCACAAGUAUUUCAGACCAACAUGUAGUACCCCCUCCCCCCAUUUAUCAUUUUCAUUUCAUUUCUCUUGUUCUUUUUUAUUUUGGAAAAUCAUAUUGCUAUGGUGUGUACGUUAAUCUGCCAACAAACACCAUCUACACUAACACUUGUCCCAUAAGCAUCCUCAAGAGAAAAAGUUGUUGCACCUUAUGUAUAUCUCAAGCAAACCAAAAUAUGAUGCUCUUCUGCUUUGUUUUAUUCUAAAGUGUUGUAUCAUAUCUUUCUGAAACCAUUCUGAAUUUAGUUGAAAUUAUCAAUAUUUAUGCUUUUAACCUGAAUUUCUGUAUUCAAACCUGUAUAUAAAUCUUUUGAAAAAAAUUGUCCUAGCCCUUCUCUGUGAUGCUGGAAGUGGAUGAUUUAGUCUCAGAUGGAGACAACAGUACUGUUCCAGUUUCCAUUAGCCUUUUAUUUAUUUAGUUACUCUGGGUAUCUCCUAUGUAAUUUUGAAGUGUGUAGAGUAUAUUAUAGUAACUGAAGCUGCAGCUCUAAGAAGCUCAGUGAAAGAAAAAAUACUGUAUGACAUCCUUUAAGUUUUUAUUUGUUUGGAUACUGUAAUGAGAUCAGGAAAGAAAAAAUGUCCCACAGCCACAUUGAAGAUACAAGUUCUUAUCCCCAAAUUAGGUUAGUUUUAAAUCAAAAUGGUUAUUCAUUAAAACCCUUUUUUCAAAGGUAAAUCCUACUAUUGUAAUUCUGACACUUUCCCCACAAGUAUCAGAAAUGUGUGCAUGUAUUUCUGUCAGAUGAGCUUUCCACCAGUGCCGUCCCGAAGUCAUGCCGUGAUCCCUCCACGUUAUCACUGUUGUUCUAGUUCCUGCCGUAAAUCUGCUGGAGAAAAAAGGGAUGGAAAACAAUGAACAAAAGGAAGCAUCUGAACUGGCCUGGUUGGGUAGAAUCCAACAUGUUUAUUAAUCCCUGUCAUUUUCUUACUAAGUCAGAUGCUCGUCUACCUGCGUCAUAGAGAAUUUUGUUUGCGCUCUACAGUCUUUGGCUCAUCGUAUGGAAAUAUUUGCACCUAUGUAAAAUCUCGAGCAAACUAUAUGUUGACACAGAACCAGUAGAGGCUGAAAACUGAAGUUUUGCUUAUACAGUGUGUUUUGUGGGGAGGGCGGGCAAUGGGGAGUAUCAAAUAGCUCUGUUCUGAGUUUGGCAUUUGGCAUUAAUGUGAAGCAGUGGGACCAUGCUGUCUGCUGAACUACUGUACAAAACCCAAGUGUUCUGGAGCCCAGCGGCUGCAGGCCAGUGUCCCUGCGGCAAAGAAGAAGCACCAUGCUUCGUUGGAAAAAGGAAGGAAGUCACGUGAGGCCUGGAGUCGACGUUUGUAAAGGAAAGUUGAGGUGUAUGUGAUGCUGUUGAGGAGGUUCACCUUUGAUUGCACUGCUCCACAGAGCCCUUGCGUGAGGCCACUCCAAAUGGGCUACCUCGGCUUUAAAAGUUAUGUCAGUAAGUCCUGUUUCAAAGGUUUGUCUUUUUUGCUUCUACCUUCAGUGCCAUUAGUUUCCACUGCAGUGUUUUGGCUUCACAAACCGCCUUCUCCAGAACAAUGUAUUGCUGAAAACGGGCAGUAGAAGCAAAUGCUAUAAUUACAUUUGACCUAUAAAGUAUUCAGAGUGACUGCUAGAUGGAAAUUAAAAUUUAGCUCUCCCCACUUAGGACUUUGUUUUGCACCUUAUAAAGAUCGUUAAUUAGAUGUUACUUUUAUUUAUACAGACAUUCCCAAAGAAUUAGAUUUGAAUUUUGUUUUUAAGUUUUGGGAUUUUUUAAAGUUAUUUAGAUUGACUAACAUCAUAAUUAUAUUAACAGAAGAAACCAUUAUUUAGUCCAUCUUACCAGAUGUAUCUGGUAAAGUAUUCAGGGUUGGAUGGACUGCUGUGCUUUAGUUUGGAAGUGAUGUUAAGUUUAUUAUACCAUAUUAAAUGACCCUAUCCUUUUCAAAGGAUACAUUAUCUUUCUCACAUUUCAGUACAAAAAAGUAAGAAGAGUGAAUAACAAGACAGAUUUGAACCCCUCUUAUACCUCCAUCUAUUUGUGCUACACUUUCCUUUAAAAAAUAUAGACCACAACACAUUUUCUGCACACACAAAAGAGAGUUUCUUCUUCUGGCAAAUUUUACUUGUAGUGAUAUGAUUUAUACUAACACAUUGAAGAGAAUACUUUAUACUUAAAAUUUCUAUGGCCACUGUUACCUUGUUUGCAGCAUGUGGUCAAAAUUGAUCCUGUCCUCAAAUUGAUUUUUAUGCACAGAACUAGUUGUUGUGAACAUUGCUACUCCUUCCAAAGAUUUCCUAAGAACUUGGGCCAGAACUGGUUACUGAGUAACUGGACCUAAUCCGAUGCCUCUAAAUCCUCCCACCCGCCCUGCAAAUCUUACCUCACAAACUCUAACCUGAAUCACAGAAACACGACUGACUGUGUCAUGAACUAACACCCAUCUUAUUCUGCAGCCCUGGAGGGGCUGGCUUGUAUCCCCUGUCUCCUCACACUAGUGCAGAACUGGGGGUAGGGAAGGUUUGUGAUCUGGAGCUCCAUGCGUGCUCAGCAACAUUUUUCUCAUUUCAUUAGCAUACAACAAGUCUCUUGCUCUCAGGAAUUUGCCCCCCCACCCAAAAGAAUUAAAACCACCUGAGAUUCCACAUACCAGAUUAUAAACUUUUCUCAUAGGUUUAAAUUGCUUACUUACAUGUCACCAAUUAAACAGCCUUGUUUGACCACCUGGUCUUAAGUCUGUUGACAGUUUCAGCAUGAAUGAAUCGCUCAUUUUUUUGCUUUCAGAAAUUGGCUUGGUUCUCUUUAGAGUUGGUGUAAACAUGCCAUGUAAUAAAUGAUUUCCACUUAAUGGUACAACAGAAUUAUUGCUUUCUUAGAUGUAUGUGUAGUAAAAGUCAAUAUACACAUUUAUAUAAUUUCUUUCUUCAAAAUCUUAUACUUAAUUUGAUAUUUCUAAAAAUUGCACAUGUGAGUCAUGUGUAUAACAUGCUAAAGUACUUUAACUGUGAUCUUAAACUGAAUAAAAUAUUUAAUAAAAAUUUGAAAUAUUUUAAAGAUA
Messenger RNA from Condylura cristata (star-nosed mole), 8884 nucleotides. RefSeq names its product bobby sox homolog (Drosophila) (gene BBX). Gene Ontology annotation, molecular function: DNA-binding transcription factor activity, RNA polymerase II-specific; RNA polymerase II transcription regulatory region sequence-specific DNA binding. Bases 379 to 3204 code for a protein of 941 amino acids. Gene Ontology annotation, biological process: regulation of transcription by RNA polymerase II. Lineage: Eukaryota; Metazoa; Chordata; Mammalia; Eulipotyphla; Talpidae. The record is from RefSeq and is a predicted model, not a curated record. Gene Ontology annotation, cellular component: nucleus. The transcript has 19 exons.